AUGACAACUCCCGAACUCACUCUCAUUGUCGCGGCGACCCGCAGCAUGGGCAUUGGCUUCCAGGGCACCAUGCCCUGGAAAGGCCUCAAGAGAGAAAUGCAGUAUUUUGCGCGUGUGACGACGCGAGUUCCCACUUCAUCACAGCCCCCCAUCCAAAACGCCGUCAUCAUGGGCCGCAAAACCUGGGACUCCAUCCCCCCCAAGUUCAGGCCUCUCAAAAACCGCCUCAACAUUGUCAUCACUCGCUCCGCGCCGGCCAACCCACCACCGUCCCCGCCUCCAGCUGAUGCCGAGGUCCGGGUCCCCUCCGUAGAAGCGGCGCUGAGGUAUGCGGCAGAGGCAAGCUCGAUCAACGGCGGCGGCACGGCGGCACGUGUAUUCGUCAUGGGAGGCGCGCAGAUCUACGAGGCGGCGCUGACGCAUCCGUUGGCGAAGCGCGUGCUGCUGACGAGCAUUGAUUCCGAGUUUGAGUGCGAUACGUGGUUCCCGCUGGACUUGACGGGUGGCAAGGCCGAAGGGUGGGAGAGGAAAUCGAAGGAGGAGCUGCAGGCGUGGACGGGCGAGGAGAUUGACGAGGGAGGACAGGAGGAGGCUGGCGUCAAGUACGAGUUUCAGAUGUGGGAGAAGAAGGAUUGA
This is a messenger RNA of Trichoderma asperellum CBS 433.97, 636 nucleotides long. RefSeq lists its product as uncharacterized. Gene Ontology annotation, cellular component: mitochondrion. NCBI's taxonomy places the organism in Eukaryota, Fungi, Ascomycota, Sordariomycetes, Hypocreales, Hypocreaceae. Gene Ontology annotation, biological process: dihydrofolate metabolic process; tetrahydrofolate biosynthetic process; glycine biosynthetic process. The record is from RefSeq and is a predicted model, not a curated record. Gene Ontology annotation, molecular function: NADP binding; dihydrofolate reductase activity.